Messenger RNA from Salarias fasciatus (jewelled blenny), 3194 nucleotides. RefSeq names its product dishevelled-binding antagonist of beta-catenin 2 (gene dact2). Bases 203 to 2800 code for a protein of 865 amino acids. Lineage: Eukaryota; Metazoa; Chordata; Actinopteri; Blenniiformes; Blenniidae. The transcript has 4 exons. Gene Ontology annotation, biological process: negative regulation of nodal signaling pathway. Gene Ontology annotation, cellular component: cytoplasm. The record is from RefSeq and is a predicted model, not a curated record.
UCAUUGGGACGCAGCCGCCAGCCAAUAAGGAGGAGGGUCGUUUGGUCUGUGGGAGGGGACAAGUCUCCAGCGUGUAAGCUGCUCAAAUUUUAUUCUAACAGGUAGUUUAAAAACCAAACAGGUCAACAACGGCAAGGCAGAGGAGAUCUGCGGAGGACAUCUCUUCAGUCGUGUCGCGUCUCUGGAUAAUGCGCGCCGCGCCAUGCUGAGCAGGAAGGGCUCCUGUGCGGGGAUGAUGAUGGGCGCUGCGCCCGCAGUGGACCGCGGCAGGGUCGGCGAGAGGCUGCAGGCUGCCCUGGCCGGGCUGCAGGAGCUGCAUCUGCUCCGGGACAGACAGGGCGAGAUGGUGAGCUGGGCGCUCCGAGUGGACCGGGAGGAGCCGGUCACGGCUGUGCGCGCGGAGCCGCCGGACAGCCCGAAGAAGAUGGGAGAGGAGGAGCAGCGGCUGGAGGCGACCCUGUCCGCCCUGAAGCAACAGCUGUCUCGCCUUCGGAAACAGGAUGUAGGCUUGAAGACCCACUUGCAGCAGCUGGACCAGCAGAUCAGUGAGCUGAAGCUGGAUGUGAACAAAGCCUCCACAGAGCAGCUGGAGAGUGACAGCAGGCCAAGUUCAGGUUUCUAUGAACUCAGUGAUGGCGGAUCUUGUUCCCUGUCCAACUCCUGCACCUCAGUGUACAGUGAGUGCUUGUCCUCCUCUCAGACGAGCCUCCUUCUGGUUCCCACGAGUCCUGCUAAUUGUCACAUUAGCCCAUCACUGCAAGUUGAUGGAAGCCGUCGGCGUUCUGCUGAUGAGAGCAGCUCCCAUCCCAACCCUCCACGGGGCGCAGGCUUCCAUCUGGGCAGCAGCAGGAUCAGAGCAAGCGCUACAGGCGCCGAGCAGGCACGACCAAGACCUGUGUCAACAGGUGAUCUUGACAGGAUGAUGGCUCAAGGGCUGGGCUGCUACAAAUCUGUGGAUGCAAAGAAACCUCCAGUGUGCCCGAGCCUGAAAAGCUCGGUAAUGGACCCCAAGUUCCAACGUAAUCUGGAGUCACGCAGUGGGAGUGAAGUGUAUCAUUAUCCCAGCCCACUGCACGCUGUUGCACUCCAGAGCCCCAUCUUUUACCAUGGAGGAGAAACAGGCACACCAGAACAUCCAGAGGGGCGGCAAGGACCUCCCACACACUGCUAUGACUCUCUCCAGAGGACACAGAAUGGCUUUGAGUCAAGAACCUUGGGUUACAUCGACAAGAUCCUCCAGCGCAGCAUGAGCAAACUCCAGAGUGACACAGAUACAGAGACUUUGGAUGCACACAGCAACUACUGCCGAGAGUCCUCUGAAGACGUAACAAUGUUUUCUGAUGUGCCUCAGAAAAAAGUAUCUACAUCAAGGCCCCUUCCAGCUCAGACCACAAGCAUCAACCCUCAUGUAAGUGACCAGAAAAGACACUGCAUGAUUUACUCCAGCCAGGAGUCAGCUGUUAACUCAAACCACAAACAGCCGCAGAAAGCCCCAGAGGUUUCUUACCGCUACUCCUACCCUGCUGCCAUGAAAGAGUAUACCUCGGAUGAGGUGACCUACUCGUCCUUAAAGAAGAAUGAUAAACCAAAAUCAGGGCACUCCAACAUAGAAAGGAACUGGUCUGAGAAAAGACGUGCUGCUGAUCCAGAGUCAAGACCAAAUGAUAGAAACGGUCAUAGACAAAGAGCAGCAAUGGUUCACAGCUCCAGUACCGAGGAAAACCAAUGCUAUGAAGCUCACAGUGGGCAUGCAGCUUCACCUGAGUUUGUUCAUGCCAAGUUUGUUCCUGCUGGAUCUCAGAAGGUUAAGGUUCGACAGGCAGACCGCAAAACCAAAGCUGUCAAACUGAAGCGGAAGAGUAGCGACAAGCCACGAGCAAUGAGACAGCACCACAGCUACUCCUCUGGGGAAAGGACUAGAGAGACCAAUGCCAAGGGGGAGCCAAGAAGAUCAGGGAAGGGAAAACUCAAUCACAAAUUACCCACUGGACACACAGAGGAACACCGACAUGGUUCAGGCACAGACUGCUGCCCCCAUAGUCCAGGACUUGCGUGCACCCACAAGGGCCAACUGAAGCCUUAUCCCCUACCUGUUGCUGCCAAAUCCAGCAGAACUCGCAGGAUGCAGAAUGUGGAGUAUGAGCAGUCUGUGGAGCAAAGGAGAAGGAGGCACAUGAGCAUGAAAUGGCAACCAGAUGUUGAUAUGUUUCAGGCCUCUUGUGGUCAGUGUCAGCGGUCAAAAGAACCCCAAGCUCGGGCUCAGGGGAGCAUGCAGAUGGUCCGCAGUGUGAGCGCCAAGCCAGGUCAGUGGGUUGGUCCUGCACGUCCCUUCCACUCCUCCAUCUCCUCCAAUUCCUUCUUCCAAAGUCUCAAUGCCAGAUACCCUCCAGCACCUUUCCAGGUGUCCAGCCGCUACCCGCCCCGGUGCGAGUCCGAGUACUCAGCUGAAUGCGCCUCACUUUUUCACUCCACAAUUGCUGAGAGUAGCGAGGGAGAGAUGAGCGAUAACACCACCAAUCGCUUUGGAGAUAGUGAGUCGAGCCAGAGCUUCCAGUCCCUCUCUGACUCUGACAGCAGCCUGUCGCUGGAUGAUGACGGGGACCAGGUGGACAGCCCCGAGGAGGAGGGAGGCCUGGUUUGGGCUGACGCUGCAAUGGGGCCCACCGCCGCCGGACGACCCCUCAGGCAGCUCCCAGCCCGGCCCGAGCCAGCAGCCUGCCGCAUCAAAGCUUCCCGAGCCUUGAAGAAGAAGAUCCGGCGGUUCCAGCCGGCCUCCCUGAAGGUCAUGACCCUGGUGUAGAAAAGUUCCCCCAAGCAGAUGGAAAAAUCUGCAAAAUAAACACAUCUGUGGGAACUGCUUUUACCUCUUGGACUCUUAAAGCAAACAGGACUGACUGAUUUGUUAAAACUGAACAAACAUAAACCAAAACUGUUAAAAAAAAAAAAAAAAAAGUUCAUUAUUUUAAAGCAUGUAUAACAAAAUUAUCACAUUUAAUCUUGAUUUGAAAACAAAUAGUACUUUUGUGUGCUGUAAUCAAAUUUCUUUGUUGCAUGUGGCUGCAUUAGACAAUUUCAAGGACAUUUCUGCAAUGAAAGUAUCUGUACUUAAAAAAAAAACAAUCUUUACAGUUUAAUGGAAAAUAACUUUACCAUUCUGUUUUAAAUUUUCUUAAUGUUUAUAAUUUUUUCAUCAU